AUGGCGGAAAUAGUAGGAUCUGCUGUGGCAAAUGAGGCAGUGAGCAGAUUAGUAUCAUCUUUUCUCUCCGGCGACAAAACUAGUCAGCAGCAGGAGAGCGUGGAGGACAAAGCCGAGAGACUGGAGAUGGCGGUGCUGAAGAUCCGCAGCGUUGUUGCCGUCUCGGAACAUGUCCAUAUCUCCCACCUCCCACUGCUGCAGUGGAAGGCGAAGCUAAAGCGUGUCGCUGAGGAAGGCGAUGAUAUACUACUGCAUGUGCACAAGAAGCAGCAAACCUUGCGGUGCAAUCGCGUCGUCAGCAACAGUUCGACAGGUAACUCGAUCUCUCAGUAUUUGAUCCAAGCGGCCAAAUGCUUUGUUCCUUUUUGCCGCAAAGAAGAUGAAGAGUUGAUGAGUGACAACACGCUGCGGAGGUUCGAGAGGCUCGCUGAUGGUGCGGACAGCUUCUUCAGGCUGGUAGAGUCUGGCGGCCACCCAAACAAGUCUGUAUUUUUGCCGCCGCCGCUAACCAGGGCGUUGAUCGCCGGUGAUUCGAUGCAGUUCUUGAUCCAGACAAAAACUGGCAGUGACCAUAUCAUGGUGUGGCCAUGGCUGGACCACCCGGAUGCUAAGAGUGGAAGUGGAUUGCAGGCAUGUCUCACUGUGACACGGGAAGAUGAAGUUGUGUGGCAAAAAGGAUUCAAGAUGAGUGUUCUGUUCCGUCUAUCGGAGGCAUCCAAUAUAGUAUUGGCUAUUGCUAUGAGCUGCUUGGAUGGCAAUUGUGCAUGGCAAUUGUGCACUCGGCCGCGUUUUUCGCCUUUGCCCGCGUUUUUUUUUGUAUGGCACUGUGCGCGCGCGUGA
Miscanthus lutarioriparius is the source of this 840-nucleotide messenger RNA. NCBI's taxonomy places the organism in Eukaryota, Viridiplantae, Streptophyta, Magnoliopsida, Poales, Poaceae. The record is from the annotation of a GenBank genome assembly.